This is a messenger RNA of Darwinula stevensoni, 3084 nucleotides long. The record is from the annotation of a GenBank genome assembly. NCBI's taxonomy places the organism in Eukaryota, Metazoa, Arthropoda, Ostracoda, Podocopida, Darwinulidae.
GUGAAAGAUGGCGCUUCGCUUUCGUUCGUUGCUCGCCGCCCCGCUCCUACGAUCACCUCAAAUACCUUCUUCCUCAUUACGAGGGAGAUUGCAGCAGUUCUCCACAUCUCAUUCCUGUGCUUCUCUUGCUGACUUGAGAGAACCUGCUGCUCCAUCAGUUGUAACUGCCAUUCCUGGACCCACCCACAAGGCACUAUUUGAUGAUCUGAACCAGAUACAGGUUGCUGCUGUCAACCUCUUUGCUGACUAUGAGAAAUCCAUUGGGAACUAUCUGGUUGAUGUGGAUGGGAACACAUUUCUUGAUGUCUUCACUCAAAUAUCAUCCAUUCCAAUUGGUUACAAUCAUCCUGAUGUACUGAAGGCUGUGGCUGACCCUAAGAAUGCGGCAAUCUUUGCUAAUCGACCUGCUCUUGGAAUGUUUCCUGGUGGGGAGUGGCCACACCUGCUGCGCAGUGUCCUACUUUCUGUGGCUCCACGGGGUCUUACCGAGGUCACCACAAUGGCUUGUGGGACUUGUUCCAUCGAGAAUGCUCUUAAGUGUGCAAUGAUCCAGUAUCGAAAUAAGCAGCGAGGAACCACCACCCCAGAUCCAGAGGAUAUGAAGAGCUGCAUGGUGAAUGAACCACCUGGUUCUCCCCAACUCUCCAUCCUCUCCUUUCAUGGUGCAUUUCACGGUCGAACAUUUGGUGCACUUAGCUGCACUCACUCUAAACCAAUCCACAAGGUAGACAUCCCUGCAUUCCAGUGGCCAAUUGCCAAUUACCCUCGCUAUAAGUAUCCACUGGCUUCCAACCAAAGGGACAAUGCCGCUGAAGAUGAGCGUUGCCUUGCUCAGAUUGAGGAUAUUCUGACUAGCCUGAAAGGUACCAAGAAAGAAGUGGCUGGGAUCCUUGUUGAACCAAUACAAUCAGAGGGUGGAGAUCACCAUGGCUCUCCAAAGUUCCUCCAAGGCUUACGUGACAUCACCACUAAGCAUGGAGUGGGCCUGAUAGUGGAUGAGGUGCAAACUGGUGGAGGAGUGACAGGUACCAUGUGGUGCAUUGAUCAACUUAAUCUUUCCACUCCUCCUGAUCUCCUAACCUUCUCCAAGAAAAUGCUCACUGGUGGCUUCUACAACACACAUGCCUUCAGGCCAAAUGGCACAUUCCGCAUUUUCAAUACAUGGAUGGGUGACCCAGGGAAACUGGUACUUCUCCGGGCAGUGCUGGAUGUGAUCAAGAGAGAUAAUGUCCUUGAGAAUGUGAGGAAGGUUGGAAAGAAGUUUGUUUCCGGGCUCACGGAAUUGGAGAACCACUUCCCCACGAAGGUGAACUCUGCCCGAGGACGGGGAUUUCUGUGUGCUAUCAACUUUUCCUCAGCAGAGCUUUGCUGCAAGGCUCACGCUGCACUCUUGAAGAAAGGAAUUCAUGUCGGGAUGUGUGGUGAGGUGACCCUGCGCUUCAGACCAACCUUGAUCUUUGAUGAGCAUCAUCUGGAGAUCCUCCUCCACCAUCUCCAUGCGACUGUCUCUGAGCUGUGAGCAGUCUAUAUCACUCAUUCUUGGAAUCACAUGCCACUCUUUUUUUUUGUAUUGUGCCAAGAGGUGGUAAGAAUAUGGGCAUGUGAUGGUCCCGGUGUGACAGUUUUGGUGUGUUAUGCUUUGGCCUCCAUGAUGUGAUCUGAAUCAACUGUCAUCCCUAUGGAGUCUCAUUUCAUAUCAAUUGCCAAAAUUUGUCAUUACUUAUCCCUGUGUUUUUUGUGGGAUUUUACCCCUGUCCUUUCCUGUAGAUUCUAUUCUUGAUCAGUGCUUUAUUCACAGUGCAAUAUGUUCUCACGGGAGAUCUAUUUUUGUACCUUCUUUAUUGUAUUGUCUUACCCUCAAUUUUUUUAAAACCAAGAUUUGAUGAGCAAUUUUCAUAUUGCAGUUGCAAUAUAGUAGGCAUGCAAUGAGAUCUGGAACCCAUGACUGUCAUUUUUGUGCUAGUCUGAGAUUUUAUGUGUGUUUGGAGUGCUCAUGAGGCAUGACAGAAUUCAUUAGUACAUCCUUCAAAAAACUCUGGAAGUAUUUGUCAAUGAUAUGAGAUAUGUCGCUUUCAUAGAUAGCAUGACUCACUUUCAUGUAGGUAGAGGGCAGACUUGAGUUUCACCCUCUGUUAUGCUUAAUCAAUACCUCCAUUUGUUAUGAAUAGCAUAAGAACUGUGAUCCUGCAAUCUUCGGUGCAAGUCGAUACCAUACAGAACUGUUUGCAGUGGUGGCCUGAUUAAAGUACAUGAACCACCAUUGCACAUGUCUCAAGAAACUCACUAUUAACUGUAACAUAUUCUUAACAUUAUUUCAGCUUUUUAUGCUGCAUCAUCUUUUUCUUUUAAUGAUUCCAUGUGUACAAGCUAGCAAAGACAUGCUAUUCUAGUCUAGGCAUACUUUCUACCUCAUAUGCAAUUUAAAUUUUAACUUGUGAUCGAGAGGAACAGAACAUGUAAAUUAUCAAUAUGAAAUGGGUGAGUGGAUGGACCCGGCCUGUGACAUCCAACCUCAAACCAACUUUUGGCCAAAAAGAAACUGCAAAAAAACCCAUAAAAUCCCACUAUUAUUCUACAUCAAAUGGCACUCUUGACAGGUUGUGUGGUAUUCAAGUUAUCCCAACCGUGAGUUUGGCGCAAAAGCUGCAUCCAGCCUCAUGAAAAAAGAUUGUGCAUCAAAAUUGUUACAGGCUGGUUUUUAAAUAUCCACUUACCCAAAUACUAUGAGGAAAUUCAAAUAUUUCUCUGGCAUAAGUAAAACAAAUCAUUAUUCAUAACAGUUUAAAAUUCCCAGCUUCACAGGUUAUAGGUGACUUUAUGAGAAGGUGGGGCUCUAGGUCUGUUGGUCUUAAGUAAUACUGUAACAAGUCAUGGCAUGCAAUGUGGUGUCUUGACUGUGUUAAGUGCCUAGGUUGGGAGGUGGUAAAAAUCUUAUGGUAGAAUGUAACGAAGGUCAGUGGGUACCAAUUUCUGAAAUUGACCUUGAAAAGGAAAUAAGAUUUAACCAGAUUUACUUUACUGUUGGUACUUCUAUGAAGUUGGGAGGAUAGCAAGUAGAUGGUAGAAGGAAAAAAAUCAACUGAU